Messenger RNA from Porites evermanni, 2386 nucleotides. The record is from the annotation of a GenBank genome assembly. NCBI's taxonomy places the organism in Eukaryota, Metazoa, Cnidaria, Anthozoa, Scleractinia, Poritidae.
AUGCAUGACAUUUUUUUCAGUUCUGUCAAAAUGACGGCGAGUUACACCAUCAGUAUCGCAUUCCUUUUUAUGCUGAUUCAAAUAUUCACUGAAACACUCUCUCAACAAUGCAUCAAUGGUGGGUCAGAGGAAUCCAUCUUGGGUUGGAAGCUGCAAAACCACGUCUACAAGACGCUAAAGGCAAACUUUGGAUAUGAGUGCGUACUUAUUUGUCGUCAGGACAGCAGGUGCCAAAGUUUCAAUUGGGUGAUCUCUCUUAACAUGUGUGAGUUCAGCGACAGAACCAAAGAAGCCAGACCUGAGGAUUUUGUUCCCGAUCCAGACAGAUAUUACUACAGGCGAGACAGGAAUCGAGGUGAAGUUUAUGUUAGUUAAGAUCUCUCAGUAUUGAAAGAAGUUUUUAAGGGGGCCCAGUGCAAUUUUCGUGGCGACACACCUGGAGGCAUCGAAAUUUCAGUCAUCAUUUCCAGGAAAUAUUUACGUUAAUUUGUUACAAAAAUUGACAACUUAACUGAUCAAUAAUACACGACAAAAAAGGCUGUGCGUUUUAAGAAAGAGGUACUAUGUGUGCGCGAAACUUUCAUGUCCAGCCAGAAAAUAACUUGAAAAUGACAACAUUUUUGCGCGAUUGAGACCUCGUAAUAAGAAUUAAUUAUCGGCAUCCUUAUUAUUGGGUGUUUUUUUCAGUGUCGCGGAAACCAUUGUUGGUUCGCUUCUGUGGGUAGUGUCUAAUCAUUCUUUUGUAUAGUAUUACGUCAUUUUUAGUGCUUGCACCAAUCCGCAACACCAAGAAGCCACCUUAUUGGGCAGGUUAUUCUAAAAGAAAAAUUCGUGUGUUUACUUUUAGUCAUGCCGGGAAAAGCAUUAUUAAAACUUCUCCUCACUGUUUUGUAGUUUUCUAUUUCAUUAAAAAUCGGUGGCGCUGCUGCUGUCCUUCGAUAAGAUACUCCGGCCAGUCGUCUACUUCGUCUCUCACAUUAGGAUCAUUCAUGGUUUUUAUAGCGGAGCACUAUGCGUAAGAAAAAAUGGUAACCCAUAGAUGCGAGAAAUUUGGUAAACAACUGAAAACACAUCUGUCCACCCCCGACAUGUAAGCCGGGGUGAAGUUUUGCAUUCCAGCAUCCGCGCGUUUGGGCGGUAAAUCACAUGGCCACCCGGACUGUUAGAGAGAAAACAACAACAAACUUAAGCCUAAUCUUUUUUUUUUUUUUUUUUUUUUUCGACUAAAUCUUAAUUUAAUGUUUACACUGACGUGGAAAACAGAGAAAGAGCUAGAGCGAGAGCUAAAAAAACGAAGACGACGAAUUUCGUUGAAAGAACAACAUGAAAAUUAUGUAGUGGCGUUGAUAAAACGAGAAACGCUAGCGACCAGCAAGGUGAAAAUGAGCGGCAGUAAAGAAAAAAGAAAAUUACGAAGAAAAUUAUUUGUGAACACAUACGACAUUUCCUCCAUGAAACGUGUAACUAGGAAGUUUCAACGACGGCAAAGAAAUGUAGAAGAAGAAAGUAUGUUGCACGUGCAAAGUCUUUCAGUGCCGUCGCCAUUGCACUGUAUGAUUUUUGAUAAAUACAGUCUACUUUCUUUUCUUUAAACACUAUAACAUUUGACAUUUUAGUUUAUGUACGUAAGAAUGGCUCAAGGUUUGCUUAUUUUUCCCGUAAAUCACCUUGUCCUUCCACUGUAUCAAAUGUUUGGCACAUGUACAGAAUUGAAAAAUUUCUUCACAGUGGUUUCAAGUUUUUAUUUAAUUUUUUUUUUCGUUUGAGUAAAUUAUAACUUUCUUUACGAGAGCUUCUUUUUUUGCCUUGCCUAAAUCUAUAUAUUAGAGUUAUAUUACCUAUCCAAGCCCUAAGAACAAGUGCAGUUUCCUCGAACGGACCAGUUUCUUCAUUCAAUGCUGGUCGUCUACAGUAGAUAGCCGACAAUUUUCGUGCAUCGCCGGAACACUUGCUCAAAAAUAUUUGCUCGGGCGAGUAGAUGUGGCCUAACUUAAACAGUGCUCCAGUACAACUUGUCGCUAAUUAUUGAUUAUUUUCGAGAUCGUUUGUGCUUUUAUAUUAAAUAAAUUCGAGGAAGGGCAUGCACUAUAGAAUUCUUUGAAAAAACUUCACCAAACGUGCAUAUUAUUGACGUCUCAAAGUUUCUAUCAAUGAUUAUCGAUUCGAUGCUGACAAUUUAAUUUCAGAAUAACCAUUACAUAAUUAAUGGAACAUUUUCUCUUUAGUUCCUCUUGGAUCCACUCCUGAGCUUCCAGCUGAAACAUGCAAAGAAAUCAAAGCAAGUGAAGGGGAGGUAGAGAGCAAGAAGUACUGGCUGAGUACCAUUAAACCUGGUUCUACUGUGCUCGCUCAUUGCGAUAUGAAGACUGAAGGUGAACAAAUUAAA